AUGGCAACUGUCCACAGUUACCAGCACGUAGCGGACGCGGGUAUCUCAGCGCUGGUGGUGCUGGCAUACUCGUUAGCCAGCGCGGGCGCGGCCGUGUACUUGGUGCGCGCGCGCACUCGCCAGGAGAAGCGCCUGCAACUGCUGGCCGGCGUGCCGCCGCUGCGCUACUGGGCCGCCGCGCUGGCUUGGGACAUGCUGAUCAUCGUCAUCAACAUGGUGAUCACAGCGAUACUGAUGGAGGCGUUCCACUUCCCCGUCUUCGUCGAGAAAAAUAACCUGCCGGCCAUCUGUUUGCUCAUUUUACUUUACGGGUAA
Messenger RNA from Ostrinia furnacalis (Asian corn borer), 315 nucleotides. RefSeq names its product ATP-binding cassette sub-family A member 7-like. The coding region runs from base 1 to 315 and encodes 104 amino acids. Lineage: Eukaryota; Metazoa; Arthropoda; Insecta; Lepidoptera; Crambidae. The transcript has 2 exons. Gene Ontology annotation, cellular component: membrane. The record is from RefSeq and is a predicted model, not a curated record. Gene Ontology annotation, molecular function: ABC-type transporter activity.